GUGAGUGUAAUGGGUGUAUCAGUCUUACCAAACGUGCACAACACGAUGAAACAGUCAAGACGCUCUUUCCUGUUUAACAGUAACCACAAAGGAGAGAAAAUCGCCCCCUUUUACAUUUUUUAAGGGUGGAACUUAUUUAUAACCUGUUCCGUGUAACGGUGUAUUACUGACUCGAAAGACAAGCCGGGGCGGCUGAUUAGCUAACGUAGCUAAAGCUGCGAGGUACCCAAGAAGAGAGUGUGCAUGUUUACAGAGGAAGAGGUGACCCUGGAUGGAUUAAAGGUGCACGUUCGCGUUGCCCGAGAAGAAAUGAGGGCAUAAAGGCGAAAAACCGAGAGAAUGACGGCGGCGGCGGCGGCGAACGACGCGACCGCGACCCUUUCCGCGUGACAAGGGGAGCCGCUCGCGCGCUGUGUGUUCUCGACAACCGGCGGCUCCUCGCGAUGGAGGGAAAAGGCGACGAUGAACACAAAGGACUAUUUCUGACCGUUUAAAAAAGUAGCCAAAAAAGAGAAGCCUCUCACUAUUGUUCACGUUGUUAUGGUGGUACUCGCCUCACGGCCGCCUGUGUACGGUAAAAGGAGCGGUGUGUGUGUGUGUGACCGGACCGCAAUGGCAUCGCGGUUUUUCACGGGACCCCACGAGCCCGAGGCCGUGUAAAAAGUGCCUUUCUUAGAUUGAGAGCAAAACGGUUAGCGGUCUGCGGCGGCUAUCUGGGUCAUGACAGCUGGCACGGUGAUUUUGACAUUGUUGUCGACCACGCGUAACAGCCGCAGUCUGCAGAUGAUUUCAUAAGAGUGAGGAGGGCUUCGAUCUGUGUCAUACUGCAAGAACAAGGACCUUUACUUCACAGUCGAGGGCUUCGAUCUGUGUCGCGCUUCAGGAACCUUCAGAACGCCUUUCGUCUGUGUUUUGCUGUAAGAACCUUGAAAGAAGGGUUCAAUUUACUUCACCAUUGCAAGAAGACCCUUCACAGGAGUAGAGAGGGAUUCGUCAAGACCCCACAAUCCUCAGGAGUGGGCUUUGAUCCAUUUCACACUGCUAAAGACAACCUAGACAUCUUCGUCUACUCGGACCUCUCACCACCACCUAGGAGUACAAGCGAAGUGGAGCGUGUAUUUUUGGAUUCUUUGUGUGUGUUGUCCUGAAUCAAUUUGACUUGUAACUCAUGAUCCAUUUAUUGUCAUGUCAGUUGGUAAUAUUAGAACCUAAUUGUGGAAGUAAUACCCUGCUGGAGACAAUAGGGUUGCUGACCAGUGCUAUGUCCUAGUACUGCAGGGGUCUAAUAAGCUAUGCUUUUCAAGCAACUAGAGGUCCCAGGUGCAUAUUAAACAAAAGAAUAUCUUUGAGAAAGGAGUAAAUAACACCUUUGGGCUGCUGAACAUGGAGACGGUUGGAGAUUUUGAGUACAGCAGGAAAGACCUUGUGGGUCAUGGAGCCUUUGCUGUGGUGUUCAAGGGAAGACACAGAAAGAAGACUGAUUGGGAGGUGGCCAUCAAGAGCAUUAACAAGAAGAAUUUGUCUAGGUCACAGAUCUUGCUUGGCAAAGAAAUCAAAAUACUGAAGGAACUUCAGCACGAAAACAUUGUUGCUCUCUAUGAUGUACAGGAAACACCAAAUUCCGUGUUCCUGGUCAUGGAGUACUGCAAUGGUGGUGACCUGGCUGACUAUUUGCAAGCCAAGGGCACCCUGAGAGAAGACACGCUACGAGUCUUCCUGCAGCAGAUUGCUGCUGCCAUGCGCAUCCUCAACAGCAAAGGUAUCAUCCACCGAGACCUGAAGCCCCAAAACAUCCUCUUGUCUUACGUGGGCCGCAAGAAGUCCAGCCUCAAUGGGAUCCGUAUAAAGAUAGCUGAUUUCGGGUUUGCACGCUACCUGCAAAGCAACAUGAUGGCAGCCACUCUCUGCGGCUCUCCUAUGUACAUGGCACCAGAAGUGAUCAUGUCCCAGAACUACGAUGCCAAGGCAGACCUGUGGAGCAUCGGAACAGUCAUUUACCAGUGCCUUGUGGGCAAGCCUCCCUUCCAGGCCAACAGCCCUCAGGACCUCAGGAUGUUCUAUGAGAAGAACAAGACCCUGGUACCCAACAUCCCAAGGGAGACCUCGCCCCAGCUAAGCGACCUGCUCCUGGGCCUACUACAGAGGAACCAGAAGGACCGCAUGGAUUUUGAUGCAUUCUUCAGCCAUCCUUUCCUGGAGCCAACAUCCACCAUUAAGAAAUCCUGUCCAGUGCCUGUGCCCGCUUGUCCCAGCUCUGUGUCAGAUGGCUCCUGUGGCAGCUCUCCCUCCUGCCAUUACGUCUCUCCCCCGUCUCUACCUGACAUGCAGACACUGCCUGAGGAUGUGCUGUCCUCCCCCCCUCUUGGGCCCCCAAACUACUUGCAGCUGUCUAAGGAGUCGGGGGGGAGCACCAGCAGUAAGAACUCCUCCAGUGACACGGAUGACUUUGUCUUGGUGCCCCACCUCACUGGGGAUCAGUCCUAUGACAUGCCAAUGGGGGCCACGGGUCGCCGACCUUCCAGCGAGUUCCUUUUGUGUGGAGGGCAGCCGCAGCCAGCCUCAGGGCAGACGCCUAUGGUGUCUCCCCGGACAGAGACCACACCGAUUCCGGUGCCCACGCAGGUUCGUAACUACCAGCGCAUCAAGCAGAACCUGUCCAGCAGCCCGACCACCACCAUGUUUGGGUCACCAAGGUCAGGCACAGUACGGCGUUCCAGCACCAGUCCCAUGGGUUUCCCCAAGGCCGGUUGUGGCUCAGGCUCCCCAAGCCCGGCAGAUCCAGCCCAGCCCGUGGGUCGCCGCCUGUCCACGGGCUGCUCACGGCCCUAUUCCCCUUCCCCACUGGUGGGAACCAUCCCAGAACAAUUGGUCCAUUGCUGCAGCGCUCACGGACAAGGCCACGAGUCACGUAGCCGGAGCUCAUCUGGAGGGUCACCUGUGCCUCCACCUCCUCAUAUGAUGGGCGCCCGUCUCCAGAGUGCCCCUACCCUCACUGACGUUUAUCAAAACAAACAGAAACUUCACAAGCAGCUCUCAGACCCUGUAUACCCCACUGCAUCUGCCUGCCCCAGCAGCCACUCACCCCAGCUGGGCCGUCCUGGGAGCCUGGGUACCUCCCCCACCAAACACCUGGGCUCCUCCCCUCGCUCUUCUGACUGGCUGCAGAAGUCUCCACUUCCCACCAUCAUUGGCUCCCCUACCAAAACAAAUGCACCUUUCAAGAUCCCCAAGACUCAGGCAUCCUGUAACCUACUGGCACUGGCCUCCCAGCAGGGGAUGUCGGACAGCCCAACCCCCAGCAAGACAACCACUGACCCGCGGGACAUCUGCACGCACCACUGUAGCCCGUACCCCAGCUCUCGACAGCCAGCUCCCGAGGCAAGCAAGACCACUUUUGGCAGGUCUGUGAGUACUGGGCGCCUGUCAGAGCAGCCUGUCAGGAUCACGCUGGGUGGACAACCAUACCAAGGCAGCACAGACAGCCUCAACACAGAGAGACCCAUGGAUACAGCCCCAGCAGGAACAUCUGGGGCAAGUCCUCGCACGGUGCUCUUCACCGUGGGCUCUCCCCCCAACAGCAGUACUCCUCCUACCUGCAGCCACCUGGGCUCUCGGCCACGCACCACCUCAGUGGGUUCCAACAGCUCGGCUGGAUCCCUGUGCUCUACCAGCGGUCGGGUGUAUGUUGGCUCUCCACCCAGCAUGGCCAUCGGCAGCUCCCCCCCAGGGGCUGAGGCAGGUCCCAGCAGCCUGCGCUACGUCCCUUAUGGCACCUCCCCUCCAAGCUUGGAGGGCUUCAUCACCUUUGAGGCCCCUGAGCUCCCAGAAGAGACACUCAUGGAGCGUGAGCACACGGACACCCUGAUGCACCUGCGCAUGAUGCUGUCUUUCACUGACUGCAUGCUGGAGAUUGCAGCUGUGCGAGCCGGCGGCGCUGACCUGGGAGUGUCCAGUUCCCUCUACCCUCCGCAGGACAGUGUGGUGGUAGACCAGAUCAGCCAGCUCAGCAAGGAAUGGGGGCAGGUGGAGCAGCUGGUCCUGUACAUGAAGGCAGCUCAGCUGUUGGCUUCUUCACUGCAUCUGGCCAAGGCCCAGAUAAAGUCAGCCAAACUUAACCCCUCCACUGCUGUGAAGCAGGUGGUGAAAAGCUUGAAUGAGCGCUACAAGAACUGCAUUGCCCUCUGCCGUCGCCUCACUGACCGUCUCAACCACUUCUUUGCCGACAAGCAGCGCUUUGUGGACGAGAUCAACAGUGUGACAGCCGAGAAGCUCAUCUACAACCAUGCUGUAGAGAUGGUGCAAUCUGCUGCACUUGACGAGAUGUUCCAGCAGACAGAGGACAUUGCGUACCGCUACAACAAAGCGGCUAUGCUCCUGGAGGGGUUAUCGAAGAUCCUGCAGGACCCUGCUGACAUUGAGAAUGUCAAUAAGUACAAAGCCAGUGUGGAGCGACGCAUCUCGGCACUCUGUUAUUGCACCGUCACAUUGUAUGAGUAAAGGCCCAUGUACUCAGAGGGACCACCCAUCUCGUAAGAUGCGGACCACUUUCUGCCUGAACAGCAGCUGCCAGGAAACUCAUGUUGUAGCAGUUCAAGCAUUUUUGUUUUUUAAGGAGAAAAUAGGCCGAUUAGUAUUAUUGUCUUUUGCAUCUUAGACUGCACACAAAAGCAGGACAGGUGCACAAACUCAUUACCAAAGAUGAUGGUGUCUGGAAGAAAGGAGGAGCAAAAGCAACUUUCCUUUGCUCUAUGUUGAGAAAACAAACUAAAACACUUGUAGAGGGGGUGGGUUAAAAAAAAAGAAAAAAAAAAAACUGAGCAGAUUCGAAUCUCUAAUUUCCGCCCACUUUCAGUUCUUUGUCAGUGGCCAACUGAAUUUUAAAACGAAUCAAAUGAUCAGUGUGCUUGUUUUUAUUGUUCUAGCUGUUGCUUUUAUUUAUUAGGACUUGCUGAAGUAGAUGAUCACAGCAGUCUACCCAGUUCUGCUGUCACAUCACAUGACAGGGAAUGGGGAACAUCGGAAGGUGCUUUGUGUACUCUUGAUUGUCAAUUCCCUUGAGUGCUGGCUUGAAGGAGACAGUCUGGCCAACACUGAACCUACAUACACACACAGCAGUACGAAGAGCAGAGGGAGCCUGUAAGUUUGUAAUUAGUCAUUUUUGUUUGUUAGCUGAUGCACUUUAUACACACAAAGUGGAGGAAGAAAAUGGGACACUUCUUGAAGGCCGAAAAUUGAUACCCAUGGGGGAACGUGGGCGAACAGGGGAAUCAGUGACAAUCUCCGCUCUUGUGCUGUGAGCCCUCCAACCCCCACCCCUUCCAUCUGCCCAUAACAGCGCUGCUCCACACCGCCGGCCUGCAGCCAGCCAAUUGGCUAGUCCUGCCUCUAGUCACAGCAGGCCUGGCGCUUGGGCCGCUACACAGAUCUCUACAUCUCCAGUCUUCCCGAAACUACAGUCGGUCAGUGGAGCCGGGGAGGGAGAAUCGCAGAUCCACAGAAGCAGGCUCCGCGUUUCUCCCGCGUAACAAAGGAGGGUCCUCAUCACCCCAGGUGUGGAAACUGUGGUCUGUUGUCCAGGGCCUCCUCACCCCUCCCCAUGCCGAAUCAAAAAUGGUCAAAUUACUUGAGUAGUUUACAGAAGCUUUGUUUUAUUUUUAUGGUUGUAAUACUGUAGCUAUUUUUUGAGAAAUUGUUUGAGAAGUGUAAAAAUUUGAAUGUUGUGCAUGUGUUUUUUCCAACUGAAUGAAUGUGUGUGAGCACAGCGUGAGACAGGAGAUACUGAUUGGUGCUGUUGGUUGCCCCGCCUGUCAGUCAAUGAGCACAAACGUUUUUACAUGCUGACUUGUACUUAUCAAUUACUGCCAUAGACUCUACCCUGUUAAGUGGAGAGGUGCCUCGGAUUUCACAUUACACUGGCCCCUCAUAUUACAAAGAGUCAGGUUACGGUGGCAAGAUACCGACAUUUUCCAGUUUACUUAGUUUUGAAAGCAUUUUCUUUACUGAUGUAGUUUCCAAAAUAAAGAAUUUUUGUAAUUUUUAUUAAUUAGAGCAAAAGCAACUUGUGCACCCAUCUGAUACAUAGCAGUACGUACAGAAUUCACAAAUGGAAUGAGUGUGAGCCCAGGUUCAUUCAAAUCGCUUUUACAGUUGUACAUAGGUUGUGUCUGAUGUUGCUCAGUCUUGGUGAUCGGUAACAAUAUGAGGAAUGUGACAUGUUUGUGGGAUGAAUCGGUCAACACCCAUAGAAUAGGAGCUGAAGGAAACGACAAUUUCAAUAGUUGUAAGUUGGUUUUAGUGUAGGCUGAAGUUAAAAACAACGAGUCAUGCAAAGUAGUAUCUGUAUCCACACAUUUAGCAGACCCUAACUAUUUAAGAUUAAGCCUCUGAGUGUGAUUGUUAAAAGUGAUAUGUCAGUCAUAAACCAAACGAAUUUUGAACAGAGGUCCUCUCCCAGUGUGUUUGUAAGCUGAGAUGCCAGUGUAUGCAGCAGCUCCAGUUCCUUCCACUGACAGAAAUGGAGCACAUGCUCCUCCUGUGAAGAGAGAAGUGUAAUUUGACCACCAUGCCACCACAGAAAUCUCAGGCUUCACCUAGCAGCCAGUUCACCUCUGUUUCCGUGACUUCCGCUGUGCUCACAAUAGUGUUGGUGUGACAGAGCCCAUGACGUGAAAACAGGCCAGUUCAGAAAGCGUGUUUUCAAAUUGUUCUCAAGCCUGCUUAUGAACGUGCUCUCCCAUUCUUUGUGUGGAUAACCCCUUUGAUCAAAAUAGAACACACUGUAAUGCUGACACUAUUGUUUUUGUUUUUUUUUUUUUUUUUUUUUUUUUUUUAGAAAUGUUUCUCAUCUGACCCCCCCCCCCCCCCCCCCCCCGGUGAACACUCCUUACCACAGAAAGCCUUUACUGUACAAAGCAAUGAACAUUUGAGGUCGGACUGCAGUUCUACCCAGUUGAGGCAUAUUGUUGUUGUAGGUGACGCUGCCCCUGAAUGGAACCUUUCUGAUUGCGUACUAAAGAUUUACUGUUAAAAGUAUUGGCUCCAAGCACACAUUUUUCCUGUAGUUGUAGAAGGUACUAAACCCAUUAUAUUAACCCCUGUGGUGUUGAAAAUGAAUGCAAAUGACUUGUCAUGGUUUUCCCCCGGAACUUCUGAUUUAGUGUCACUGCAUUUCCAUGUAUAUUUUUAAAGGAACGUGUUAAGUUUUAAUAGAGCGAUGCUUAUUAAGGACAUCUGUGUUCUCUCUGGAACAGUAGAAAUGCAGCCUUUGGUUAUUAAAAAGAAAGGGAAACGCA
Molecule: messenger RNA, 7292 nt
Organism: Scleropages formosus (Asian bonytongue)
Lineage: Eukaryota; Metazoa; Chordata; Actinopteri; Osteoglossiformes; Osteoglossidae
Gene: ulk2
Product: unc-51 like autophagy activating kinase 2
Exons: 27
Coding region: 1384-4497 (1037 amino acids)
Biological process (GO): peptidyl-serine phosphorylation; piecemeal microautophagy of the nucleus; negative regulation of collateral sprouting
Cellular component (GO): cytoplasm; autophagosome; phagophore assembly site
Molecular function (GO): ATP binding; protein serine/threonine kinase activity
Source: RefSeq, a predicted model, not a curated record